Penicillium waksmanii is the source of this 1143-nucleotide messenger RNA. RefSeq lists its product as uncharacterized. Lineage: Eukaryota; Fungi; Ascomycota; Eurotiomycetes; Eurotiales; Aspergillaceae. Gene Ontology annotation, molecular function: O-methyltransferase activity. The transcript has 5 exons. The record is from RefSeq and is a predicted model, not a curated record. The coding region runs from base 1 to 1143 and encodes 380 amino acids.
AUGGAGAAUAUCAUUGAUCAGAUCAAAUCGCUAGCACAUGACGCGGACGAGGGCAGUCGGAGGAAGAUUCUUGAUGGACUUCGCGAUCUUGCCUUGUCUCUUGAAACGCCGCAGGAUACAAUGCAAAGGAUUUCAUAUCUGCAUCUUCAACCUGCCUUGGUUCGAGUCGGUCUGGACUUGAACAUCUUCAAAAUCCUCGCCGAAAGUGAUCAUCCACUCAAUUUAGAUGAACUGGCUGCCAAGACAAAUGCAGCACCGACGCUUUUAGCCCGCGUUUUACGCUAUCUCGCGUCGGUCGGCACAAUCAAGGAGACUGCAGACAACACAUUCACCGGUAAUAAUAUUACUAGAUCUCUGAGUGACGAAGGUAUUGGUAGCGCCAUAUACCACAAUGUGAACAUCGUUGCUCCUCCAAUCUUCGCUCUUCCGGACUUUUUGGCAAAGAACAAAUAUCAAGACAUUACAAGUUCGGUCAACACACCUUUACAACAGGCUUUCAACACUGAUAAACCGGCAUUUGUCUGGGCCCAGACGAAACCGGAACUGUUUGUUCAUUUUAACAAGUUCAUGGAGGCAGAACAACGUGGGAUGCGUCGAUGGUUCGAUGUAUUUCCGAUCGAAGAUAAAUCCAAGAACUUGAGCCCGGACCAAGCCUUAUUUGUGGAUGUCGGAGGAAAUAUCGGUCAUCAAAGCGUGGCUCUGAAAAAGCGACUGCCCGACAUCGAAAAUGACAUAAUUGUGGAGGAUAUGGAAAUAGUUAUCCCGAACGUUAUACCAUUCGAAGGCGUCAUAACUGUCGUGUUUGACUUUUUCCAGCCCCAAGUGGUCAAAGGGGCUCGAUUCUACUACUUCCGCAGUAUUCUGCACGAUUGGGCCGACGAGAAAGCAUUGAUAAUACUGAAGAAUACCAUUUCUGCACUGGGACCCGACUCCGCCAUUCUUAUUGACGAAAUGGUUCUGCCGAAUUCUGGGGUCCAUUGGCAUGCAACACAAGUCGAUAUGGCUAUGAUGUCCUCGCUCGCGUCAUUGGAACGGACUACUGAACAGUGGCAUACUCUCUUGGAAAAGGCGGGUCUCAGGAUUGUGGAGAUACACACAUACUCAGCUCGGUAUAACUCAAUCUUGGAAUGCGUGCCGGUAUAG